GGCGCCAUUUCGGGGAGCAGCCGCCGGUGCCAGAGCCGGGGCCCAGCCCGGGUCCGGGGACCGCCCGCCACGGUCGCGCUGCCCCUCGCCGCCUGCCGCCCUGGGGCUGGCCGAGCGGCGCCGUCCAUCUGAGGUUUAGACGCCUGGAGAGGGCUCCUGAGCCCUCGGGCCCAUCCCCCACCGUCAGCGCAGCCAGCGCCGGAACCGGGAGCCACCGCCGCCGCCGCCGCCGCUGGACCUCGGGCGCCCGAACGAGGACAGCACCCGCCCGCGGCGCAGGUGUCCUGAAAAAUGGCUGAUGAUAUUGAUAUUGAAGCAAUGCUUGAAGCUCCUUACAAGAAGGAUGAGAACAAAUUGAGCAGUGCCAAUGGCCACGAAGAACGCAGCAAGAAGAGAAAAAAGAGCAAGAGCCGAAGUCGAAGCCAUGACAGGAAGAGGAGCAGAAGUAAGGAACGCAAACGGAGCCGAGAUCGGGAAAGGAAAAAGAGCAGAAGCCGGGAAAGGAAACGGAGCAGAAGCAAAGAACGCAGACGCAGCCGUUCUAGAAGUAGAGAUCGCAGAUUCAGAGGCCGCUAUAGAAGUCCCUAUUCUGGUCCAAAAUUCAACAGUGCCAUCAGAGGGAAGAUUGGUCUGCCUCACAGCAUCAAGUUAAGCAGACGACGCUCCAGAAGCAAAAGUCCCUUCAGAAAAGACAAGAGCCCUGUUAGAGAACCUAUUGAUAAUCUUACCCCUGAAGAGAGGGAUGCUCGAACAGUAUUUUGCAUGCAGCUGGCUGCAAGAAUUCGACCGAGAGACCUGGAAGAAUUUUUUUCUACAGUAGGGAAGGUUCGUGAUGUGCGAAUGAUUUCUGAUAGAAAUUCCAGACGUUCAAAGGGAAUUGCUUAUGUAGAAUUUGUUGAUGUUAGUUCAGUGCCUCUGGCAAUAGGGCUAACUGGACAGAGAGUCUUGGGUGUACCAAUCAUAGUACAAGCAUCACAGGCAGAGAAAAACAGAGCAGCAGCAAUGGCAAAUAAUCUGCAGAAGGGCAGUGCUGGUCCUAUGAGGCUCUAUGUGGGAUCAUUACACUUCAACAUAACUGAAGAUAUGCUUCGAGGAAUUUUUGAGCCGUUUGGCAGGAUUGAAAGCAUUCAGCUGAUGAUGGAUAGUGAAACUGGACGCUCAAAAGGAUAUGGAUUUAUUACGUUCUCAGACUCUGAGUGUGCCAAAAAGGCCUUGGAACAACUCAACGGAUUUGAGCUGGCUGGUAGGCCAAUGAAAGUUGGGCACGUAACUGAGCGCACUGACGCUUCCAGUGCUAGUUCGUUUUUGGACAGUGAUGAGUUGGAACGGACUGGAAUUGACUUGGGAACAACUGGUCGCCUUCAGUUGAUGGCACGACUUGCAGAAGGUACUGGUUUGCAGAUUCCCCCAGCUGCACAGCAGGCUCUGCAGAUGAGCGGAUCUUUGGCAUUUGGAGCUGUGGCAGAUUUGCAAACGAGACUAUCUCAGCAGAAUGAAGUUCUGGCUGCAGCUGCUUCUGUACAACCACUUGCAACACAGUGCUUCCAGCUUUCCAACAUGUUUAAUCCUCAGACUGAAGAAGAAGCUGGCUGGGAUACAGAAAUUAAAGAUGAUGUGAUUGAGGAAUGUAACAAACAUGGAGGAGUUAUCCACAUCUAUGUAGACAAAAACUCAGCUCAGGGCAACGUGUAUGUCAAAUGUCCUUCAAUUGCUGCUGCCAUUGCAGCUGUCAAUGCGUUGCAUGGGAGGUGGUUUGCAGGUAAAAUGAUUACAGCAGCGUAUGUACCUCUUCCAACGUACCAUAGCCUUUUCCCAGAUUCUAUGACUGCAACCCAACUACUGGUUCCCGUUCGACGAUGAAGAUGGAUUUAGUCAGUUUUGUACAUAGUUAUUUUUUGGAGGAAGAUUGAGUUAUCUUUUAUUUAGAUAAAACUAAAGGAAAGGAUUUAAUGUCAUUUUGUGUACACUUCCUGCUACCUUUAAAAAUAAAAUGAAGUAAGCAGAAAUGCAGUGUGUUCAUUCUCCCUAACUAGCAUUUCCACUGUAUACAAAGCUGUUGACUUCUUGUUCUGCCUUGUAAUUCUUGUACAUUUACUAAGGUGAUCUGUAGGAACUGAGAAGUAGCUCAUAGAAAACAAGUUCUCUCUAAAAGGCAGAUGGGACAUAAUGACAUUUUUAAUGUUUCACAAGCCUUUCUUUUAAUGCAGCAAUUACAUUUUACAUUUCACUAAAUGUAGGUGAUCUGCUAAAGGUUAAUACCAGAGAUAGACUUUAUGAAGGGACAUAUUUAGUGUUUUGUAUAAAUGGAAAAUUCAAAAGGCUACUGAAAGCUGACUCGAGACAGCCACUCAGCUUGCUUUGUGCUGAAUAAUUGGUAAGAAUAGAAGGAUUGAAGGGUUUUAUUUCUUGAUGGUAACUUUUGAUUAAUGUAUCUGUAAAAGUUUCUUUGUAAAUACUGUGUGAGGUGUGUCUAAGUUUCCAAACAAAACGAUCUCUGCAUUUCCAGAUAAGUUUCUAUGUCUGCAGUGUGGCACAGUUGAAGGAUUUCAGUCGAGUCUGAAAAUCGGUAGGAAAUACAGAAACGUGUUUUGUUCUGGUUGCAUAUAAUCUUUGCUCUUUUUAAGCUCUGUGAGCUCUGAAAUAUAUUUUUGGGUUACUUCAGUGUGUUUGACAAGACAGCUUGAUAUUUCUAUCAAACAAAGACUUUCAUAUUGCAACAAUCUUUGUAAGAACCACUCAAAUAAAAUUCUCUUAAAAAGGC
Gymnogyps californianus (California condor) is the source of this 2761-nucleotide messenger RNA. RefSeq names its product RNA binding motif protein 39 (gene RBM39). NCBI's taxonomy places the organism in Eukaryota, Metazoa, Chordata, Aves, Accipitriformes, Cathartidae. Gene Ontology annotation, cellular component: nucleus. The transcript is spliced from 17 exons. Gene Ontology annotation, biological process: mRNA processing. Gene Ontology annotation, molecular function: RNA binding. Bases 292 to 1860 code for a protein of 522 amino acids. The record is from RefSeq and is a predicted model, not a curated record.